CGGAGGGCGGCUCGAGCGCUGCUACCUUUCCCGUCCAUGGACGCACUUUUGGCUGCGGUGAGCGAGCAACCAGCUGCGGAUAUCGUGCAGGUCGACCGAAUCGGACAAAACAAACUCUCCCGAAUCGGCGCCGCGCUGAGUACGUUCAUUGCUCAGCAGCAGACCGACGGUGGUCGCCAGCAUCCAGCGACCCAAGUGCAGGUCGUGGUUCGCGCUCUGAUCCCGCUGAUGCAAGACGAGGCUUCCGGACUGGCUUCCGACGCCGCCCUGGCGCUGCGCCUGCUCUCGCGUACCGGCACGGCGACCGAGGACUUCUGCGACGAGUCGGUUCUCCUCAGCGCGGGCCGGGCGGCGGGUCUGUCUGAGCUCGGCCUCGCGUCGGGCUGGUCUCAUCUCGCCCGCGAGGCGUCCAUCCUGCUCAACAAUAUCCUAGUGAUUCGUGGGAAUGCCUUCGGUGUCGGAGCAGCGCUGCCCCUCCGCUCAGAGUUGCGCGCCGAGGAGCACAUCGCGGCCGCUCUCUCCACUCCGGAUGCCGUCCCUCUCGGCCAGCUCGUCGCCUGGUCGCGGAUCGCCUUCCGCCUCACCCUCCUCCCUCCGGCCGCCGACCAAGGCGGCGCAGUGGGUGCCUCCGCUCGCCUCGCCCGCGUCCUGCUCCGCCUUGUGGGAUGGGUGGCCAAGGAGCUCCACGGCGCCGAGCGGGCCGCCCGCACGCAGCUGCUCUGCUUGUGCGAGAACGCCGCCCGCUCCGGCGUCAACUGCCUGCUGCCCUUCAGAAUACAAGUGGCUGGUGUACUGACUGCAUCUCAAUGACCAACAGGCUUCAACUGCCU
This is a messenger RNA of Emiliania huxleyi CCMP1516, 830 nucleotides long. RefSeq lists its product as hypothetical. The record is from RefSeq and is a predicted model, not a curated record. Bases 229 to 810 code for a protein of 193 amino acids. Lineage: Eukaryota; Haptophyta; Isochrysidales; Noelaerhabdaceae. The transcript has a single exon.